Melitaea cinxia (Glanville fritillary) is the source of this 927-nucleotide messenger RNA. RefSeq names its product pyridoxal kinase (gene Pdxk). Bases 1 to 903 code for a protein of 300 amino acids. Gene Ontology annotation, cellular component: cytosol. The transcript has 5 exons. NCBI's taxonomy places the organism in Eukaryota, Metazoa, Arthropoda, Insecta, Lepidoptera, Nymphalidae. Gene Ontology annotation, biological process: pyridoxal 5'-phosphate salvage. The record is from RefSeq and is a predicted model, not a curated record. Gene Ontology annotation, molecular function: pyridoxal kinase activity.
AUGUUCUUAGAUUCUACUCCUAGAGUACUCUCAAUUCAAAGCCAUGUUGUUCAUGGUUACGUUGGUAACAAAAGUGCAGUUUUUCCUCUUCAACUUUUAGGUUUUGAAGUUGAUGCUAUAAAUACAGUGCAGUUUUCAACACAUGGAGCCUAUCCGCACAGACAUAAAGGAACGAUACUUAAGAUUGAAGAAAUGGAUACUAUUUUUGAAGGCCUGCAAUUGAAUGGUGUUGAUUAUUAUACGCAUUUUCUGACUGGAUAUUCAAUGUCACCGGAUUCCUUGAAAAAAAUUACACAAAUCAUUAAAAAACUACGUGAGAAAAACCCAAACUUAAUAUAUGUAUGUGAUCCAGUAAUGGGUGAUAAUGGUGAAAUGUAUGUGCCAGAAGCAAUUCUACCUAUUUACAGAGACAUUGUUAUACCUUUGGCUGAUAUCAUAACCCCUAAUCAGUUUGAGGCUCAAUGGAUAACUGGUUUAGAAAUGAAAGACCUUGCUGGAGCUCUCAAGGUCAUCGAUGCAUUACAUAAUAAGGGGGCAAAAACUGUUGUACUCUCCAGUACAAUUCUAGGUGACGAAAAAAGUAUGAUCAGCAUUGCCAGUAAUAAAGCAUCUUGUUAUCAAAUCUUAAUACCAAAAAUCGAUGCAACGUUCAUCGGUACGGGAGAUUUAUUUGCGUCCUUGUUUUUGGCUUGGUCUUACAAAACAAAGAACAACUUAAAACUCACCCUUGAAAAAACUAUAGCUACACUGCAACACAUUGUGAGGGAUACUUACGAAAAAGCGAGAGCUAUACAACCAACGGGAAUUAUGUCACCAGCGCUCUUGGAAUUGAAAUUAAUUCCAAAUAAAGCAACCAUAGAAGAUCCACAGAUAAUUAUAAAAUGUAAAGAAGUAAGGCUUUGAAAAUAAACCUAUUUUAUAAGCGCA